CCGUCACUUCCGCCCAAUUGCAUGAAAAUGCAGGCGGCCAUAUUACUUUAGCAAACACUCAGUGAAAGCAGUUUGUUUACGCUGUGAAGUGCACGCGUUUAUUUACUCAAACUCUCUCGGUGUAACUCGUAGGUAUACUCGUGAGGAUGAGUGGUGGCACGCCGUAUAUCGGCAGUAAGAUCAGUUUGAUCAGUAAGGCGGAGAUCCGUUAUGAGGGGAUUCUUUACACUAUCGACACAGAGAACUCCACCGUCGCCCUUGCCAAAGUGCGCUCCUUUGGCACCGAGGAUCGCCCCACAGACCGGCCCAUCGCACCCAGGGACGAGAUUUUUGAGUACAUUAUUUUCAGGGGAAGUGACAUCAAAGAUCUGACGGUGUGUGAACCUCCUAAACCAACAUGCUCUCUGCCCCAGGACCCUGCAAUCGUUCAGUCGUCUUUGGCAUCUUCCACUGCACCUCCAUCAUCCUUCCAGUCUGGAAACGCUUAUGGGCUCUUCAGUCACACACCAGUCGCCACCUACAGUCAGUUUAACACCAGCCCAUUAGUCUCACCACAGUUUGGGACUGUAGGAGUCGGAAGUUCAUUGGGAUUGUUUGGUAGUGACAUGGGCAUAACGGCAGCGCUGUCUCAGAGCACUGCUAUUGCCUCUGCUUUCACCAAUGAGAUGCUAGGUCCGUUCAAAAAGGAAGGUCGCAGCAGUCCAGCACUUGACCCCCUGCGAAAGACCCCUCCAGUGGAACCUACCGCCCCAUCAGCCCCUGCAGCCACCACCUCUACGCCCACACAAGCGGGCCGCAAGAGCCCUGUGACGACUCGCCCCGCUUCCACCAGCACCCAGAAACCCGUGGACCUCUUGGAUCAAAGGAGGGGCGAGAAUUACAGCACUGAUGGCCCGAAACCAAGUGUUCAAGAGUCCAGUCAGUCCAGAGGAGGAAACAGAGAUGCGUCUAAACGGCCUGCAGUCACUGGUCCUCCCGCAGCUCGACGUGGUCAUGGUGGAGGUCACCGCGGUAGAGGACGCUUCCCUGUCAGGAGAGAAGGACCUAUGAAGUUUGAGAAAGACUUUGACUUUGAAAGCGCCAACGCUCAGUUUAACAAAGAUGACAUUGACAAAGAGUUCCAGAGUAAACUUCGACUGAAAGAUGAACCCAUUGAAGAUAAGGGCGAUUCAGGUGUGGAGACUCAGACCAGUGAAGGGAACGCUGAGGAGGAAGAUCCUCUCCGACAAAACUGCUACUACGACAAAUCCAAAUCCUUCUUUGACAACAUCUCCUGUGAUGACACAAGGAAGGCAGGAUCAGGUUUCUUCAGAAGGCAGACCUGGGCGGAGGAGCGGAGGAUGAACUCCGAGACGUUCGGGAUCCCGUUACGACGAGGUCGCGGGGGCUACAGAGGGCGCGGAGGCAUGGGAUUCAGAGGGGGCCGGGGCCGCGGAGGCAGUAGGGGGUCUUUUGGAUCUUACGGUGGCGGGAGCGGAUACAGAGGAGGAUACAGAGGAAGUCAAGGAGGAAGAGAAUUUGCUGAUUUUGAAUACAGGAAGGAUAACAAAGUAGCUGCGUAGGUGGAUUCAGAAGACCUGGUUUAUUUUGGGGAACUACAUUAUGGCUUGCACGUUUUGAUAAUGUAUGUGUUAUAAAUCUGUCACCAGCACUGGGGUUUGACUGCUUGAAACCUAGACGUAAACGCAACAUCUCUCUUAAGGAGAGGAACAAAGGCAAUUUUUUUAAUUGUUUAAUUUUGAAGAUUAUAUUUCCUGGUUAUGAUUCUAAGCUUUUUCAUAUGCUUCUCCUGUAUGUUAGCUGUAAGGUGCAGUGUAUAUAUAUGCUGUUAUUUUGAUUACUGAAUGAACUUUGGGGUUUAUUGAUACAAAGGGGAUCAAAAGGCUACUUUAAUAUCAGUUCAACCUUUUUACAGUACCAUAUUUUUCUAUGUAGUUUUAUUUUUCAAAUUCCCAAGUAGUGAUUCAGUUUUUUCUCCCAACUAUUUUGGUACGUAAAUGUUAAAUAUCUUCUCUGCGAGGUCUGAAGUUAAAUGAUUGGAGGCAAGUAUCAGUAUUGAUAGAAUUUCACAUUUUACAUUUAAUGAGAAUUAAAAAUAAAAUAAAAUGAAAAAAAAAAACUGCUAAGCUGUACAUUUUGAGGGAAAUCUUAUUUUUCAAGUACAGAAUAUCACAGUAGAUAAAUAAGGGUCUCACCUAUGCAAAGUGCCCUCAGUGCUAGCUAGGUUUAUAUAUUAUAUGAAUUUUGAGUUUAUGAGGUACACUUUGAUAUAUGUAGCACUUUGUAGCAGACGUUUGCUGAUGAGCAAAUGCCUUAAAUUAACUAAGACAAUAAUGCUACUUGGUGUAACUAUAAAAAUGUUUGCUGCAGUUACUUUCAUAUUGGAUUCUUAUCACAUUUGAGCUUUAAUUUUUUUUGUCAUGGGAAAUUUAAGCGUACAUUUGUCAUACUCACUUCGUUUCAGUAGGGGGACUGCUAAUGUUGAUUCAGAUUUAAAGUUUUGUCUAAUGCUAGCAGAAAUCUUGGCAACUCUCUGAAGUUUUACAUACUUAUGCGAUAGCACUACCUUUCCAGCGAAUGGUGUCUUCUACCCUUGUAUUUUUAAUGUGAAAGACAGAAUGUGAUCACUUUAGUUUAUCCAUCUCGUCCAGCUGCUGUUUUUAUGAUCUUUAGUUUCAUUAGAUCGUCUACCUAAAGGCAUGCAAUCACUGACUGCACUAGCAUGAUGUCAUGAGAGCGGAUGUGUGCAUUGUGAUGUCAUCAAAACACCACCUUCACUCUUGCUACUGAUUGGGUAUUUAAUUUUGUGAAAUCUGAUUUAUCUCCGUCUUGCAGUGGAUGACGUUGGUAUAUAAUAACAACAUGCAUUUGAUUUAACGGGUUGUGAAACAUUUUUCAGUUAGGUUUCAUUCAAUUUUUUUGUGGGUUUUUUGUGCAUUUCGUCCUUCUAAAGUUGAAAAGCUUUUGACUGGCCUGUUUUUCUUGUCUGUCAGUUCAUUUUAGAUCUGGAUGUCUUGAGUUGUGGGCAUCACGGCUCAAUGCAUUUUGUCUUGUUAAAUAUUUUGAUAAAUGUUGGCAUAUAUGUGUAAAGUUGAUUAUACAAUAAACGUUGGUUUUGAAUUAAAGAGCAUUUUAUAGUGCUUGAUAAGUGCUUGAGAUCUAAAACCUUUUAAAUUUUGCAUCUUUUUGAAAUACUUGUGCUGUUAAGCUUUUAAGAUUUAAUGAUAUUUUGUGCACCGUUUGCCAUGUUAAAAUCUGACUCGAUUUAGUCUUUGUUUGAAGACACUUGACAUGAAUUGGGAGUUGAAAAGUGGGACACAUGUAUAUUGUGUGCUAAAAAUAUACUAGUCAACAUUUGAAGUGGAUCAAAACCUUUCAUAAAAGUUGUCAUAAAUUUUGAACAAUACUUGUUCUUAUCCACGAACAUUUUUGAUCCACUUUAAAUGUUGACUAGUGUAGUUAUGAACACAUGCAGGAAUGUUUUCCGACCAAAAGUCCCAGCUAGUAGUAUUGCUACUAUUAUUUCAAUAUCCAAAUUUCAAUUUUGUUCUCAAAGGUUUGUCCAUUGUUGGACACCCGUGUAUGCAGCUCUUCAGAAAUCAUGUUAAGGCAGUGCUUGUGGGGCAGAUACAGUGUUAGCCUGUUUGGGUAAAGUCUUGUGGUAUCAUCAACACAAUCUUCCCAACAGGGAUGACAUGUUUCUUUUGAAUCCCAGCAUGGUAUCUGUAAAGAGGUUUUUACAAAGUGCAAGAAUAAACUGUUUACUGUC
Paramisgurnus dabryanus is the source of this 3769-nucleotide messenger RNA. It is a transcript of the gene lsm14aa, whose product is annotated as LSM14A mRNA processing body assembly factor a. Gene Ontology annotation, cellular component: P-body. The record is from RefSeq and is a predicted model, not a curated record. Gene Ontology annotation, biological process: P-body assembly; cytoplasmic stress granule assembly. Gene Ontology annotation, molecular function: mRNA binding. NCBI's taxonomy places the organism in Eukaryota, Metazoa, Chordata, Actinopteri, Cypriniformes, Cobitidae.